Molecule: messenger RNA, 2077 nt
Organism: Ostrea edulis (European flat oyster)
Lineage: Eukaryota; Metazoa; Mollusca; Bivalvia; Ostreida; Ostreidae
Exons: 3
Coding region: 1-2031 (676 amino acids)
Molecular function (GO): zinc ion binding
Source: RefSeq, a predicted model, not a curated record
AUGCCUGGUAAGAAAUCUUACAACUGUUGUAAUUGUCCACGCGUGGUACGACAGAAAGACAGAUACAGCAUUGCAAGAAAAUACAGAGUCGUUAUCUCCAAACUAUCUGGGAGAACACCAGGUGACGAUGACUUCUUAUGCAACAGAUGUAGGUGCAUGUGUGCACGUCACAUAAAACGCAAAGGUCAUAGCAUGGCGAGCACGACAGAUUGUCAAGGUGAAUCCGCACCAUCAACAUCAUCUACAACUUUAACACCUCAGUUCAGUCCACCAUCAGUAACUCUUCCUUUUCCUUGCACAUCAAGAGGACAUGCUGCAUGUUGCAUCUGCAAAAGGCCAGGACCAAAGCUAGUUGUGGUUCCAGUGGGAUUUCGUCAUCGAAUCUUUAUCACCAAAGAAGUCAUAAUUCCUGCUGGAGCUCGUUGCUGCCCAAAACACCUGCAGAGAGACAUUGAAAGCUUGAACCCAACAGCGAGAACAACAAAGUUCAAUAAAACUUCAAUAACUGAGCUGAUCAAGUUCUUAAGAACUGAGAUUAUACGAAGUGAGAAAGCAAGGCUAGAUUUUGACAGUGAAAAUCUUACAGACACUGAAUAUGUAGAUCUCCUGGGGAUAUCAAAAGCUUCUUUCAAUGACAUGAUGCUGUUUAUCGAGGGGAAAAUCAAAAUAACUCCUGCUAGAACUACCAGAACCAGCCUUGCAAUCUUUUUGCUAAAAUUGAGAGGAGGGGAGUCAAACAAGAUUUUGUCCACAUUGUUUAAUAUUUCCAAAUCCAGUAUACAAAGAAGUGUGCGAGCUGUCCGCAAUAUAUUGAUGACUGGAGGUUUUGUCACAGAAAACCUUGGAUUUGGUCACAUAACGCGAGAGGAGAUAAUCAAUAAGCAUACGCGACCCCUUGCCCAGACACUUUUUGGUGAUGACACAACUCAGCAAGCCAUACUUAUAUUGGAUGGGACGUACAUCUACAUCAACAAAAGUGGUAAUUUUAGAUUUCAACGUCAAUCCUACAGUCUCCACAAAGGCAGGCCACUUGUGAAACCUAUGGUCAUUGUGUCAUCGACAGGCUACUUUGUUUCUGUAUUAGGCCCUUAUAUUGCAAAAAACAAUGAUGCCUCCAUACUCAACCACAUUUUGAAAAGAAAUAUCGAUGACAUACAGGGAUGGGUUUGCGAGGAUGAUGUAUUUGUGGUGGACCGUGGUUUCAGAGACUCCUUGGAUUACUUGGAGGAACUAGGUAUCAAGGCACAGAUGCCAUCCUUUAUGGCUCAUGGAGACAGGCAGAUGUCAACUGAAAGUGCAAAUAUUAGUCGAUUAGUGACAAAGAUAAGAUGGGUGGUUGAGUCAGCGAAUGGUAGGAUAAAGCAAUGGCGUUACCUUGGGAAAAUCCUGCCAACGAGCCAGGUUCCGUACAUUGGAGAUUUUGUUAGGAUUGUUUGUGCCAUCAGUAACAGGUACUUGAAAAGUAUUUCUAAUGGUAAUGCUGAAGAUGACCAGAUCCUUGGUACAAAAAUGAUUUACUUAUCAAAGCAAAUCAACACCCUUCGGCAGCAUGUUGAAGAAAACAAAUUGGAAAGACGAUCAGCUUGUUGGGAGGAAAUGGAUGAUAUCACUGACUUUCCAAACCUGGAUGAAGAGCAACUGAGGUCUCUGACAUGUGGCACGUACCAGCUGAAAUUAUCCCCAAGCUAUGCCCAGGAACAUAUUGAAGGAGAUUGUGCCAUUCAUGUCCACAAGGAGGAGCCAGGUCUAGUACGAAUCAGAAUGCAGAGUCGUCAUGUGUCAUCCAGGUCCUACCUUCUGUGGAUAAAGUAUGCAGAGGGUGCAAUAAUUGCAUGGUAUUGUAAGUGUAAGGCUGGUGCUCGUGUUGUUGGCAUGUGUGCACACAUUGCAGCCAUUCUAUGGUAUGUGGGGUAUGCACGGCACCAACCAGCGGGGCGAAUAGGUGUGCGUGAUUGGGGGGAGUUUCUGGAAGAUGCCACUUUGGUUGAUGAGUCUGAGAGUUCCAGUGAAGGCAGUGAAAUAGAAGAGUAAAACAGUUGUACCAGAGAAGAAGAUAUUGAUUGCUGAGAGAGAGAGA